Messenger RNA from Galendromus occidentalis (western predatory mite), 519 nucleotides. RefSeq names its product cuticle protein 16.8-like. The transcript has 3 exons. The record is from RefSeq and is a predicted model, not a curated record. Bases 1 to 519 code for a protein of 172 amino acids. Lineage: Eukaryota; Metazoa; Arthropoda; Arachnida; Mesostigmata; Phytoseiidae. Gene Ontology annotation, cellular component: chitin-based extracellular matrix. Gene Ontology annotation, molecular function: structural constituent of chitin-based larval cuticle.
AUGUGGAAGCUACUGAUUCUCGGUGUCUUGACCUCUCUUGUCGCCGUGGAUGCUCAGCGUUACCGACAUGCAUACCGCCGGAGGAUUGGAUUUCAACGGCCCGAAACGCUGGCCUACGCUUCAACGAUUCGGGACGGUGGCUCGGACUCUCUGUACCCCCCGCAGCCCUAUCAGUUCGGCUUCAACACUGUCGAUGAAUUCGGUACGAAAAUGACCAGACACGAAGAAUCUGAUGCGCAGAAUCGAAAAAAGGGAUCGUACUCCUUCACGGACGCCUAUGGCAUCACUCGGCGCGUGGACUACGUCGCUGACGAGCACGGUUUCCGAGCUACUGUGAACACCAAUGAACCUGGAACAGCCCCUUCGCAACCAGCUUCCACCAUAAUUAAUGCCCCCGCUCAACCCGCAUUGAGAGCUGCUUCAUCCUAUCUCGCUCCCGUGCAGCGAGCUCCGGCGGGCAUCUACCGCACCCCCUACCGCCGCCAGCGGGCCUACAGAGGAUACUAUCAUCUCUCAUAA